Molecule: messenger RNA, 2108 nt
Organism: Lingula anatina
Lineage: Eukaryota; Metazoa; Brachiopoda; Lingulata; Lingulida; Lingulidae
Source: RefSeq, a predicted model, not a curated record
GGAACUCCUCGACAAUUUCCGGCUAUCUUCCGAACGCCUUGAAACUAGUCUCGGAUGUAUGACAGUAAAAAAUGUCGCCUACGCACAACAUAUGUGAUCAGGUCAAGAACCCGGAUGGACGGCGCCGCAUCACUAAUGUAUACCGCAAUCAAAACAAUAUAGUUCCCCCAAAACACGUGGAUCUAACAAAUAUGGCGUCAUUCGACGAAUGUAUUGAAUAUGCACUAUCUUCCUGCCCACUUUUUAAAGAUCAAGACUUCAAACUACGUGAAAAACAACUGGAAACACUGAGGAUAUUGUCAAGGAGUUCUGAAUGUCCUGUCAGGGCGCCGCCAUGUUUAUUAUUGUUUACAUCCGGGUAUCUAGAGUAGUUCCAAAAUGGCGACGUCUGUCAUACGGCCGAGAUAUGAUGACGCAGGAAUCAAUCGACGGUGAGCCGAGUGGUACGGUGUGUCAUCAGUGGAGUGACAACAAAAUAUAUAACAGGUAUAUUACACCCAGGUCUGUGACCAUAGUGAGUGUUUACUAUGGCAUUACUCAGCGAUAUUCUUUUCUUCUGCUACUACUGCUGCUACUGUGUCAUCAUUCUUCUCGACUGGUAUCUCCAUGUCGUCCUGGGACGUCGCUUUACGCCGCUCACAGAAGACAGCCUGCUCCGAGAUCUGUCUCUUAACGACCAGCGUCUGCUGCUGUCCGACAGUCUCACUGGGCGCUGGUGGUACCAGGGGUUCACUCAACUGUUGAAAUGCUACCGUGAAGAUGACACCUGCUCGGUGGAUGGAAGGAUGGGGAUAGAAAUCAGAUGGAAGGAAAUAUUAAAGAACAGACUUGCUAUAUCAAGACGACUUCCGAAUGUGGAUUUGACCAAGUGCCCUAUCAACGAGCCUAUUUUCAUCAUUGGGCCAAUGCGGACGGGGACAACGUUUCUGCAGAGCUUGCUGUACCAGGAUCCGCGGAACACUUCGCCACUCUUCUACGAGUUGAUGCGCCCCGUGGAGGAGAACACAGACGCCGUGAACGCUGGGAAAGAUCCGCGUGUUCUCAUGUUCAGUUUCCUUUUAGAUGUCGCAUUACGAGGUAAACGAAUGUUUAAAUACAUUCACAAUGUCCAGGCCAAGAGUCCUCACGAGUGUUUCCAUUUGUUCGACAAUAUUGGGAUAUUUAAGUUUUACCAAGGGGUGAUCGGUAACACUGGACCAUAUAGAGACUGGGUGCGCGCUCGAACCAAGGAAGAGAUGGUGGAAGCCUAUCGUUUCCAUCGUUUGCAACUUCAGCUUAUUCUUUUAGCAAGAAAUUCAGCAAGCGAUGACCAGCACGUCAUUGUGAAAGAUUCCAUGCACGGGGUGUACCUGGACGCAAUCCUGGCGGUGUAUCCAGACGCAAUGUUCAUCCACACCUACCGCAAUCCCUGCAAAUCGCUCGCAUCCGUUUGCUCGUUGUUUCAACACCACACCACUUGUGUCUUCGACCUCAAAGAUAAAGGAAGAGACGUCGUAGACGACCCCCUGUUUCACGCUGGGAACGAAAUCCUAGAAUUCAGGAAGAACCACCCUGAUCAAGAACACAGAUUCGUCGAUAUUGACUACGAACAUCUAGUUAGAUCGCCCAUGGAUUCAGUGCGACAGAUUUAUGAUAAGUUUGGGCUCGAUCUCAGCGAGCAAGCCGAAGUAAAGAUGAAGGAGUAUAUAAAAGAAAAUCCCCAAAAUAAAUAUGGUCGUCACCAUUACAACUUGGAGCCGUACGGGUUGAAGGAGGAGGAAAUAUUUGAGAAAUUUCGAGAUUAUAUUGAAUAUUUUAACAUUCAGUACUAACUUCAUAACAGAAUAAUAUAAACUACUGAUAUGUCUUAAUUAGAAACAUUGUACUCGAGGUAUUAGAUUUUGCAGCGUUUGGGCCCACUAAAACUUCCUUCCGUUAAACUUCCUGAUCGAUGUCGGCACUUUUACAUUUCUUAUGGGUACUUCUUUCAAUAUACAUUAAUUGACUUUCCAAAGAGACACAUUGUAACCUCAAAAGUACAGGGUGUCACCAUCAUUCGUAAUUUCGAAACUCCUGAAAACUUUUUUCAUGACUAUCAAAUACAACUCGAACCUCGCGCAUGCGGCCUG